Molecule: messenger RNA, 1386 nt
Organism: Anopheles marshallii
Lineage: Eukaryota; Metazoa; Arthropoda; Insecta; Diptera; Culicidae
Gene: DCAF12
Product: DDB1- and CUL4-associated factor 12 homolog
Exons: 3
Coding region: 1-1386 (461 amino acids)
Cellular component (GO): Cul4-RING E3 ubiquitin ligase complex
Molecular function (GO): protein binding
Source: RefSeq, a predicted model, not a curated record
AUGUCCAAAACGUUGAAACGGCCUGUGGCUGGUGAACGGCCUAGUUGCUACAUUCCCGCAAGGCUGGACGAACGUCGCAUUAGGCAUCGGAUGCUGCGCCAGGAACGGCGCCGAAAGCCCGACAAACCGGACGACUUCGUGACGUACGAAGAUAGCGACAGCGAGGAGGAAACGCCAAGCCAGCAGCACCAGGUCCUUAGUACAUCGUACAACUUUGUAGACUACAUAAGAAGCAGAGAAUCAGACUUGCACGAUGAGCGAUCGAUAGAUCCAACAUACGCCAGCAGGCACAUCCUGACGCACGAUAUGUUUCGCGAAACACCCAUCUCCUUGGGCAACAUCAACAAGGUGUUCUGCUCGCAAUGGCUCAGUAAUCGACAGGUCGUGUUCGGGACCAAGUGCAACAAGCUGAUGGUGUACGACGUUAACAUGCGACGGGUGGAUGCCAUUCCGACGCUACCAAACAGCCACGGGGCCAGCCCCGAUACGCAGUCCGGAAUACACGCGUGUCAGAUUAAUCCUAGCCACAGUUUACUUGCGACAGGUGCGAGACAUUCUGCCGAUAUUGCCCUGUACAGGUUGCCUACGCUAGAUCCGCUCUGUAUCGGUGAGAAUGCGCAUAGGGACUGGGUGUUUGAUAUGUGCUGGCUGGACGAUCAGUUCCUGGUUUCCGGAUCUCGUGACACCAAGCUUGCACUGUGGCGUGUCAACGAAGAUCUGAUGGAGUUCCCGGAGGUAAAGGACGGUGAGGAAGAACAGGAUGUGCCAAGCUAUGCGCACAUUACGCCCGUUGCUGUGAAGGAGUGUCGCGGGGCGCAGAAGAUACGAGCGAUUUGCUUCAAUAAAGAGUACCGCGAGCUUGCGCUACUUUCGCUAAACGGAUACAUGCAUCUGUUUAAUGCGGAAACAUUCUCACAAAAGCUCUCACGGAAGCUACCCAACUGUCAGGAAAACGUGUGCAUAGCUUGCCAACCGAAUGGUUUGUACGCGGUAGGAUGUCGUUCAUACACGCUGCUGCUGGACCCACGAACACUGCAGGCCGUGAAAAAGAUUGCAUCGCGCUACAGUGGCUAUGGAAUACGUUCGGCUAGUUUCCAGGGUAACAUUCUCACCAUAGGCACCGGUAUGGGGAUGCUAAUGUUCUUUGACAUACGAGCCGGGAAAUAUUUGGAAUCGUGCAUCAACUCUUCCCGAACGGUGGUACUGAAAGCAAGCAAAGGCUACGUGGCCCAAUUUCCAGACGAAGAAAUGGAUGGAUUCCAACAGAACAAGUACUUGCCUGCUAUCUACACGCACUGCUACGACAGCAGCGGUACCAGACUUUUCACUGCUGGCGGACCGUUACCGGCUACAUUAAUAGGCAACUAUGCAGGUAUCUGGCAAUAA